AUGAGGUUCCCAUUCUAUGCCGUGGCACUCCUUACCACGAGCUGCACCAUCGCAGCGUCAGCUUCUCCAACAUGCCAUGGCUCUCAAAACAUCCUUUACCCCAAUACUACGUCCUUAUAUGACGUAUCCACUGGGCUUACAGAAGCCGGUGUGAAACAUGGCUGUAUCAAAAAUAUCGAGGGCGACAAAACUGUGAUCACAACCUUGGUGGCUUUCGAGGUGCCAUGUGACUGGGCACAAAGGAAAUGCAAGUUUCUCUUCGAAACCGAAGCCUCGACUACUCCGAAGCGUGUCGAUGUGUUCACCUCGCUCCAGCCGACUACCGGGUCAGGCUCUAAACCGUCAGGAAGCAAUAAUCGUGACGACUUCGUCGGUAGAUUCGUCGUUAAUGAUCACGAUAUAGCGUACUGGGAACUGGUUUCUGCUAAGGGCCCUGAAUUUCCAUGCCCUUCUGGCGAAAUUGUUGGGUACGAGCUUGUCGGCGUGUACGAUAUGGGCGAACUUACGUGGUGUGUUGAAAUUGGGUCCGGACCGAUGAUUGAGCUAUUGCAUUGA
Molecule: messenger RNA, 555 nt
Organism: Monascus purpureus
Lineage: Eukaryota; Fungi; Ascomycota; Eurotiomycetes; Eurotiales; Aspergillaceae
Source: the annotation of a GenBank genome assembly